Molecule: messenger RNA, 2247 nt
Organism: Harmonia axyridis
Lineage: Eukaryota; Metazoa; Arthropoda; Insecta; Coleoptera; Coccinellidae
Product: heat shock protein 70 A1-like
Exons: 1
Coding region: 139-2082 (647 amino acids)
Biological process (GO): cellular response to unfolded protein; protein refolding
Cellular component (GO): cytoplasm
Molecular function (GO): heat shock protein binding; misfolded protein binding; ATP binding
Source: RefSeq, a predicted model, not a curated record
GCCAAUAUUCAAAGAAUUUUAUUACGAGCUAACAAGCAAUACUCAGAGCGAAAACUUUGAGAUAUUUCACUCUUCCUUACACAAAAAAAAGUGCAAAGUAUUUUAAGUGCUAUUUCUACGUAAAUUUUGAGAGACAAAAUGGUUAAAUCUCCAGCAAUUGGUAUUGACUUGGGAACUACAUAUUCCUGCGUUGGUGUGUGGCAGCACGGAAAAGUAGAGAUCAUCGCAAACGAUCAAGGAAACAGAACAACACCAAGUUAUGUGGCUUUUACGGACACAGAAAGGCUCCUUGGAGAUGCCGCGAAGAACCAGGUGGCGAUGAACCCCAGUAACACAGUGUUUGAUGCGAAAAGGCUCAUCGGAAGAAAAUUUGACGAUCCUAAGAUACAGCAAGAUAUCAAACACUGGCCAUUCAAAGUCAUCAGCGAAAGUGGCAAGCCCAAAAUCCAAAUAGACUUCAAGGGAGAAAAAAAAGUAUUUGCACCAGAAGAAAUCAGCUCAAUGGUAUUAACAAAAAUGAAAGAAACCGCAGAAGCAUUUUUAGGAACAUCAGUAAAAGACGCAGUUAUCACAGUACCAGCAUAUUUCAAUGAUUCUCAAAGACAAGCUACAAAAGAUGCUGGUGUCAUCGCUGGAUUGAACGUGUUGAGGAUAAUAAAUGAACCAACAGCAGCUGCGUUAGCCUAUGGCUUAGAUAAAAAUCUAAAAGGUGAAAGAAAUGUACUCAUCUUUGAUUUGGGUGGUGGAACGUUUGAUGUCUCCAUACUAACAAUCGAUGAAGGAAGUCUAUUCGAAGUAAGAUCCACAGCUGGUGAUACACAUCUCGGUGGUGAAGAUUUUGAUAAUAGACUGGUUACUUAUUUAGCAGAUGAAUUUAAAAGGAAAUUCAAAAAAGAUCUGCGAAACAACCCAAGAAGCCUACGGCGAUUAAGAACAGCAGCAGAACGAGCCAAACGCACACUGUCAUCUAGUACAGAAGCAACAAUCGAAAUAGAUGCCUUGUUUGAUGGAAUUGAUUUCUACACUAAGGUAACUAGAGCGAGAUUCGAAGAACUUUGUUCCGAUUUGUUCAGAGGCACCUUACAACCUGUUGAAAAAGCUCUAACAGAUGCAAAAAUGGACAAGGGAUCUAUCCAUGAUGUUGUAUUGGUUGGAGGUUCAACAAGAAUUCCUAAAAUCCAACAGCUUCUGCAGAAUUACUUCUCCGGCAAACAAUUAAAUCUUUCCAUCAACCCCGAUGAAGCAGUAGCAUAUGGUGCGGCAGUCCAGGCAGCAGUAUUGAAUGGCGAGCAAGAUUCUAAAAUUCAAGAUGUACUUCUCGUUGACGUAACACCUUUAUCCUUGGGUAUUGAAACAGCAGGUGGUGUCAUGACAAAAAUAAUUGAGAGAAAUGCAAGAAUUCCAUGCAAACAAACUCAAACCUUUACCACAUAUGCCGAUAAUCAACCAGCAGUUACCAUUCAAGUGUUUGAAGGAGAGAGAGUCAUGACAAAAGAUAAUAACCUGCUUGGUAACUUCGAUUUAACUGGAAUUCCACCAGCCCCUCGAGGAGUGCCAAAGGUUGAGGUAACAUUCGAUUUGGAUGCAAAUGGUAUUUUGAAUGUAUCGGCAAAAGAUACUAGUUCAGGCAACUCCAAAAACAUCACAAUUAAAAAUGAUCAAGGAAGACUCUCACAAAAAGACAUUGAUAAAAUGGUGGCAGAUGCAGAGAAGUAUAAAGAAGAAGAUGAAAAACAAAAACAAAGGAUCGAAGCUCGAAACAAACUUGAAGCUUAUGUUUUCCAACUUAAACAGGCAGCACAAGAUUGUGAAAGCAAAUUGAGUGCAGAAGAUAAAGCUACCGUAGAGAAAGAAUGUCAAAAUUGCCUACAGUGGUUAGAUUCCAACACUUUGGCAGAAAAGGACGAGUACGAGGACAAACAGAAACAACUUACAUCCAUCUGCAGUCCUAUCAUGGCCAAGUUGUAUGGAGGGGCUCAAAAUGCUAAUAACUUUGGUGGAAUGCCUGGAAGCUGUGGACAACAAGCUAGCGAGGGCUUCGAAGGCAGACGAGGAGGACCUACUAUUGAAGAAGUUGAUUAAACUAUUGAAGGGUUAACUUUCUCUCUCCAUCAUUUUGGCAUUUUUCUGCAUUAAGUUUUUUUGACGGAGAGUGGAUUAUAUUAAAGAUUUUCUAUUUUUUCCAAAUUCUCUUUUACUAUGUGAUUUAAUUUUUUUGUCAAUUUCUAAUAAAUUCUUUCAAAAUUA